Messenger RNA from Pocillopora meandrina, 24852 nucleotides. The record is from the annotation of a GenBank genome assembly. NCBI's taxonomy places the organism in Eukaryota, Metazoa, Cnidaria, Anthozoa, Scleractinia, Pocilloporidae.
AUGUUUAAACGCUGGCGUGAUAAGAAAAAAGACAACGAACAGGUAGAAGUUUUUGAUCAAGCAUUCGAUAGUGAGCUCGUUGGAGAGGUCACGACACGUACCUCAAUAUCAGCUUGAAUGAAAUUGCUUUCUUUUUUCACAUUUCACAGCAAGAGAGUCCAGCGAAUACAAAACAGGCUCAGUCUCCAAACGAAACCUCCGUAAGUGUGCGGUUUUCAGUUGUUUGAUCAAACUUCUCUUUGAUGUGAUGGCACUUGAAAAUGAAAUUGAUCGAUAGCGUGCACAUGUACGUACGAGGAAUUACCUCAUUCGCGCGCGUCAACUGCAGUCGAUCGAGGUCACACAAUGAACUAGCACGUAUGCAUUUUCAAUAUGCAUGUUCAGUUUUACAAGAGUAUGCCCAUGAAAAUAAUUUUUGAUUUUUAAUACGCAAAGUGUUAAGCUUGAGUUUGUAGUCCUUCUGAGACCGUCAAGUCUUCAAACAAUUAAGUGACAUAUAUAGUGUCAUAUGUACUGUUGUACAUAUUAUGUCUGCUAGACUUACUUGGAUGCAGUUGGAAAUCUAAGAAUCUAAGAGUACGUAGGGAAUCAAUAUCCAAGCAUUACGUUGAACGCAAUGCAGUUUAUCGUAUGUAAAUUAAGCAUUAAACUUGUUAGAAAUCAUGAAGCUGUGUUACCACAAUAUUUUACGCAAUGUAAGUUUGGUUUGUGACAGUUUUAAUGCACGACAAUGUAUGCAUUUUAAGAACUAUUUGUGGUAAAAUGAGUUUAAAGAUGAUGAUCAUCAGCAAUAAAAAAUACUUGAACAGUUUGCUCACAUUAAUGCAUCUGCUCUUUCAGAUGAUAAAGAACAUCAAUUUUCUAGCAGACCAUCAAAUUGUAUUAACUGUAGGGUCACAAUCUCCUUUUUCCUGGAAUGUGCUCUAGCUUUUAUGGCUGGCAGCUUUUUCCUCCUGCUACCUGCCCUUUAAUGCUUCAAUACUCCUUCUCCCAGAAUCUUUCAAUCAUUCUAACUUCAUGAUUGCUUUUACCAGGAAGUGAACCCUCUGUCCACCAUGUCAUUAUGAGGUGGUAACAUAUUAUCAUUAGAAUUUAAAAGUAUCACAAGAUAAAGUUGGAUUUAAAUUUGUUUGGGGGUUUUCAGGCUUUGUAUGGGUUCUGGAAAACUUAAAAAGUCCCAGAACUUUAUUUUGACAUUUUCUUGGACUGGAAAGUCUUAGAAAAAGACUAUAGGUCCUUGAAAGUCCUGGAAAUCUGCUCAACUCAAGUGACAAAGUUUUCAGAACUUAUGUUUUAGAAAUGUAUGUGGACCUAUAGGGAAUUAAUUUUACAAUCUUGGAAAUGAAAGAGUUUAAGGUGAAAAUUUAAGUCCUGGAAGAAUCAAUCUGAGUCCUGGAAAAGUCCUGGAAAAGUCCUGGAACAUUCCUUGAAAUUUGUUUCUGAUAAAGGGUACAAACCCAGGGUUGUGAAGAGCAGAGAAUAGUCUGGUUUGCUUCCUAACAUACACUGAUAACAUGAAAAAUUUAGUUUAUUUCUUAGAUUUACCCCUGUUGGUUUUGGUUUUGGUUAAUUAUAAUUGUUAUUUUGUUAUCUUUGACAGGGGUUCAUUUGUCCAGUAUGUAUGAUCUCCUUCAACUCCCCAGAGGAUCUUCAAGUACAUUUUGAAACAUCUCAUGACGACAGUGAACCAGCACCAACUAGUGGGGUAAAAAAUUAUUCUCCAAGUAAAAAAUGAAAAAAGCAAUUAAGCAAAUAGCAGCUGAAUAUCACAAAGGAAAAAGGUUUUUUGUCAUUACCAGAUCCUGAUUUAAUUGUUUACUUGAUAAUUUUUGACACAGCUCAAUCUUUUGACAUGCGUGGUACUUAAAUCCAUGCUACAAACUCAAAACACAACAGGCAUGUCAUGCAUUUUGACUUAAAUUCUGUUGACAAUGUGAUACUAGAACCAAUUAAGAUGAAAUAAGAAUUAAUUGGGAAUUAAUUUUAUUUGAUUAUAGUUCAUUGCUUCUCUCCCAAACCUUGUCUGUACAUAAAUAACCUGUUUUUUUUAAUUUCUUCCAUUGUCACAUAGUCUGGCACUAGGUAGUAAAGAGGAUAAAUAAAAUCUUAAGCUGCUCUGAUUGACUUUUAACUUUCUAAUGAAAAUAGCUUUUUUGCUUUUUUCAUUGACUAGUUUUUUUUCCUUUGUUUUAAUUUUUUUCUGAACAUAACCAGGAUUUCAUCUGUCCUCUAUGUAUGAAAAAAUUCAACAGUCCAGGAGAAUUGCAGAGUCAUUUUGAUCAGGUUCAUGAGACCCAAAAUGAUUCAUCAGCAGUAAGUAAUAUACUUCUGGGUGAACAGUGAAUCUCAUAACACCAAGAUAUGAUAAGAAAUUCUCUCAACUAGCUGUUACAUAUCCCCUGUAAAGUUACUGGGAGGAAUUCUUGUUAUAUCAGCAUAAAAUCCUCUCUAAAGGGUUGCCUUUUCUUGUCACCUGUCUACUGGAUGAUACAUCAAUAUUAAUCCUUUCACUUCGAAGAGUGACCAAAUCUUGAUUUCUCCUUACAACAUCUGUGUAAUUUUUAGAAAAAAAGGUAAUGAGAAAGGAAAAAAAUAUCAAUUAGGGGAUAAUGAGGUUUACCUGAAAAAGUUAACCUUUUUCACCCUUACAUCAGUAUGCAUUUUCCAUACUGUUCUCUAGACAUUUCCUAAGUUGCUGAUAAGGAAAAUUUAUUUAACAAUCAAGAGAUUCUUUAGUUUGUGAUCAUUUCCUUUAUUCUCAUGACCUUAAUGUGUGAUUCAGGGGUGAUAUGGUAAGGAGAAAUUAGAUACUUGUCACUCUUGUGGUUCAAAGGGUUAUAGGGGAGAUUAUUACUAAGUACAUAUUAUUAACUACAGUUGUUUGGCACAACUGGAACUGAUUAGGCUAGCCAAAGGUUCUUCAACCAGAUCUGUUGCUGUAAGAUAUAAUCAGGGUUGUAGCUAAGAAAUUACACAUCCAGUUGAAAUUUCAAGAGAGGCAGCUCAAAGGUGACAUAUGAUUGUGCCCAUUGUGCUUUACUGAGUAAUUGUUAAGCAAAAAUCCAGCUGGCGAUUGCCUCUUUUUCAUCCGCCAAAUUUUGCUUGCAGCUAGAGCUUGGCAACAAGCCUGCACAAUAAGUAUAUUACCCCUUAUGUAAAAAUAUAGCCUAGAAACCAAUUCAUAGAUUUCACCCACUUUUCAGUCUACGGGCUUGAAUAAAAGUGUUCAUAUCUAUAACUGUAUCCCAAAUCAUAUGUGAUCAGUAAUAUCUAUUGGAGGGUGUAGCAGGUUAUUGUUUUGAGAAACCCUUCACUUAAUUCAAGAUCCAUCAUUUGGAAUUGAAAACUUAUAUUUUUAAUGUGUAAUUAUCAUUAUUAUUACUAUUAUCAUUAUUAUUAUUAUUAUUAUUAUUAUUAUUAUUAUUAUUAUUAUUAUUAAUAGUAAUUGUUGUAGUAGUGGCAUUACUGGUUUUAUUGUUUAAUUCAUGUUUAAAGGAAAUAUAGAAGAAGUGCAUCUGAGGUGAUAUGUUGUCUUCAUAAAAAAACCAAAGCAAAUCUUCUUUAUUAUUUCCAAUGAUAUGUAUUCCAACCUUCUAGAUAAAACCAUCAGAUGCACACUUGUCAAAAAGUUUACCUGCAGACACCACAAAAGUUUGGAACGAACGACAUGGGUCUUUGCUGUCAUUUGAUGAGGAGUUACCAGUUCCCAGAAAAGAGUCGGAAGUGUCUCGCUUGUCGAAUCAGCUCAAAGAACUGGAGGAUAAAACUCAAGAAAUUAUGUAUCUGCAGCAGGAGCUUAAUGAGUUGAAUGCUUCAUUAAAGGAAGAAAAGUGGUACUCUGCCGCUUUGAAAGAGGAGGUUGACAAGAUGACAAAAGAGAAGGUGGAAUUAGAGGAAAAAGUCAGCUCACUGGAGAUGGUUAGUGGUAACAAGUCUACCUGUGGUUUUAGGCCAAAAACAUACCCUGUAUUUUAUACACAGUUAGUGCAUACAUACACUUCUUUAAUGAUCUUAUUUUCAUUUUUGUUCCAGGAGAAACAAACGUUGGAGAUGGAUUCAGAAAGGAAGCUUAUGGAUGAAAAAGAAAACAGUGUUAAAUGUAAGUACCAGUUUCUUGGUGGAAAUUUUACAGUGGUUAUAUCUUUAAAUUUUACAGCCUAUUUCAGUAGCUUGCAAAUAACACCAAAUGAUGGUGUCUUAAAAUUGUUUUUGUCUAAUGCACAGUUUAGGUUUUUUUAAUAACUUGUAACACUUGGGAACAGUUACCACUGAUAACUGAAAUGUUUGAUAACUAAAAAGAGUUGCAAAUGCAUAAAGGGGUAACUUUCUAAAGAAACUGUGGUGCUGCAUUGAUGGGUGAGUAUAACAGGGUAAUUUGGUAUUAUCAACUAAGUUAAUAACGUAAAUUGGCCACCGUAGAGUUUCAAAGCUGACAUUUCGAGUGUUACCUCUUCAUCAGAGUGAAUGACGGAAAGGCUAAUGCUUAAAAUGUCAGCUUUGAAAUUCAACUCAACUCAGUCAAUGAUACUAAAUUACCCUAAAAAGAAUUGCAGUUCAUUUCUGAUUUUGUUUUGCAGCCAUGGCAGAGUUUGCACAGCUUAAAGUGGAGUUAGCUAAGGCACUAGAAGCACAGACUGGAAGUCAGAGCGAACAGAUGAACUUAGCACAGAGAACUUCACAACUGGUAUGAACACAUAUGAAAACUUAGCUUAUGACAAGUCAAGUUGAACUUGACAGUUUAUCUUAGUUUACAGAUGGCUUAGUAUUCUUCAUCUCAAAAUGGAAGAUGUGAAAUAUCAUGUUCAAACUUAAGGCUUGUGUAACUCCAGCCUCUUUACUUUUAAUUAGUUAUAAAAUAAUGCUAGUAACCCUUUAACUCUCAAAGGUGAUAAACAUGUAACUUCUCCCUAUAACAUCCAUACAUUAUCCAACAAACAGGUGAUGAGAAUACUCUGGGUAGAAGUUGUUAUCUUGAUCCCACUCCAAAUUCUCCCAACAAAUUUACUAGGAAAUGUGUAUCAGUUAGAGGGGAGAAUUUGUGGUCAUACCUUGGGAGUUAAAGGGUAAUAAAUGCCCACAGCUCAGCUGCAAUACUUGAAAAAGCCUGUAAAUGGGCCCUCAUUUUUAGCAUUGGUGCACUAGUGUAUCUUUGGUUGGAAGUUUGAGGCACUGAGUGAAGCAAGCUGGAGAGAAUUCUGCAAGGGGUCUGAGUUGUUGGUUAUAUUUAAAAAAAGGGAACUACAAUCAACAUUAGUUAACCCCUUACACCCUAACAUCAGUAUACACUUUCUCCACACUGCUCUCUAUACAUUUCCUAUGGUACUGACAAAGAUAAUUUGUUUAAUAAUCAAGAGCUUCUUUAGUUGGUGAUCAUUUCCUUUAUUCUCAUGACCUCAUUGUUUGUUUUAGGGGUGAUGCAGAUGGGAGAAAAUAGUUACCAAUCACUCCUAGGGGUUAAAGGGUUAAACAUUAGAGUGCAAACUUGAGCCAAGUUGAAAUUACAUUUAUUUACCUACUCUUAACUGAUCACCACAAAGUCUUAAUUUUAUCUCAUAAUAUACUGAGAUUAUAAAUAUUAUUCUGACAGUAUCUAAGAGUAUCUGCUUGUUAUGAUAGGCGACAGAAAAUGCUGGACUUAAAGCUACUUUGGAAGAGGAAAAAAAGCAACAGAAUGCUUAUAGUGAAGAAAUAAGCAGGUUGAAGGUGAGUCAUGUUUAGUACUUGUGGUAUAAGUCAGGUACUGAGUUAGCAUAUUUUGUUAUAUGACAUGUGAAGGGUAACUCUUGGUUAGUUUAUCACUAUUCCAACAAAGCUGUAGGAAACUUUUUUUUGAUUUGAUUUCAAGAGAGCUAAAACAGUAAUCAGAAUUGCUGACAGUUUUCAGGGUUUUUGCUAGCUUUUUGAGUUGCUGAAGGCCUGUUCAAUAACAAAGUUCAAUUUUUGUUUCAAUUAACAUUUGCAAGAGUCAUUUACAAAAAAAGUUAAGUGGGUAGAAUAAAGAUUGAAGGCCUGGGCUUAAGGGCCUAUAAGCUGGCUGUGCCUCUGGCUUUUUCAGUUUACAAAGUGCAAUUACUCCUUGCUUCAUGUCUUUUCAGGAACAACUAGAAGAUAAAACGAGACUCAAUGAAAACUUAGAAAAACAGCUUUUGCAAAGGUAUGUAUUUCAAAAGAAAAGUGAAAAAAAAAAAAUGGGACAUGUUUUGCUUAAACAUCCAUGUACUGAACCAUCUGUCUGUUUGUCGGCCUAACUGUCUGCUUGCCUACCUGUCUUUCUGUCUACUUGUCUGUUUGUCUGUCUAUAUGUCUGUCUGUCUAUCUGUGUAAUUGUCAUUUGCUCUGACAAAGAGCUAACGCGAGAAACAUCGGCUUUGAAACUAUUUGCAGAGGCCAAUUUAUGUUAUCAAUUCAGUUGAUAAUUUCAAAUUGUUAUGCCUAUCUGUCUGUCUGCCUGCCUGUCUGCCUAACUGUCUGCUUGUCUGUUUAUCUGUCUUACCAACUGUCCAACUAUCCCUGGGAUCUGGGACUCUAAAUUUUCUUUCCUUAAAUUUCUGUAUAUCUCCAUUACUUUUGUUCCUUGAAUUUAUUUUUAAAUGCAAUACAACUAUUCCUUUAUGUCUUUCUCCAAAGACCCUCUGGAGAUGAGGUAAUCACUUUACAGAAUCAGCUCUCUACUGCACAACAACAAGUGGCAUCCCUUCGGCAAGAAAAGGAACAGGAACACAAAUCAUGGCAGGAAAAAUUCAAUGCGACCCUAACAGAAGUCAACAGGUGUGAUCAUCAGAUUAAUAAGGAUAACAAUGUGUUACUCACCUCUUGUUUUCAUCUACCUCUAACGGACAGCUUGUGAUUUCAUAUUUUUCAGCUUACAAAUGAAAGUAAAGGAACUUGAAGUUGAAAAAGCAGCAAAAAUCGAACAAGUACAGAGGUAAAUGAAUUGUCAAGAUGAGGAAAGUUAUGCUGAAGAACAAUUUAUUUUUUGUUUUGAAAUAUUUGACUUGUCAGUGAUGUGACAUGAUUUGACAGCUUGCAGACAGCAGUAACAGCAUCUACAGAAAACAGAAAGCAAGCUCAAGAACAGAACCAGGAACAACAACGUAAUCUUAUCAACCUUCAGCAUGACCUCAGCCAGGUAGGAGCAAAGUCAGGCUAUAGCACCCAUUCCAGAAAUAAUCAUAUGGAAAAUAACAAUUAUCUCACCAAGAAGCACAACUUCCAAAUGAGGAAUACAGAAAAAAUUUCAAGUAAAAGAGAAAUGAGAGUCUGAAUUUAUUUUUAUUAUUUACAGAUUUCCAAGUUGAUUUUUGUAUCUUGGUUGAUAUCAGUGAUGACUUGAGCUGUUAAAUGUUUUUACUUUUCCAGGCUAAUGUUGUUCUGAAAGAGAGGGAAACAUUCAUUGAAUAUCUCCAAAAGCAGCUCAAUGAGGCAAAAGGCAAAUUGGAUUCUGAGGUCAGUAAUAGUUGCUUUUAAGCAGUGAUUGCAAAAUGCAUCACUCAGCCUUUGAAAACGAUGACCAUCACUUGAAGACCCAUCCAAAAACCACCUUAUAAAGUUGGGUUCCCCACUGGACACUAAUGUUAUUAUUAUUAGUAGCAGUAGUAGUAGUAGCUGUAGUAGUAUCAUCGUUAUUAUUAUUACAACAAUCAGAAUGAAUCAAGUGGUGAGGUCAUCAUCAUUAUUACCACUGAUAGUGAUUGCUCUCAACAGGUGACUUUAAAGGAAGAAUCUAAUCAACAAGUGCGAAACCUUCAAAACCAGUUGGAAGAAGAACAGAGACAAGCUCAAAACAGGUUUGUGACCAUUACUGAAAUUCUCCUUACAAUAUUGAUAGAUUUCCAAGUCAAAAGGUAGUGAGAAUUGAGAGAGAAAUAGGAACCACUGAAUGUCAUUUGUUUGAACAAAAAUACAGUCCUCAGAUCUAAAAUUGAAACACUCUGUGGAGAAUUUAAGCUAAGAUAAUAUUUAUUCUUUUUAUAACCGUAAACUUAACUCAACCCUUCAAUCCCCAUGAGUGACGAAGAUAGAAUUUCUCCUUUCAACAUCCAUACAAUAUCAAGCAGACGAGUGAUGACAAUAAAGAAGAAUAUCAAUCAGGAGAUUAUUAGUUGAUCCAAUACCAAAUUCUCAGAACCAACAUCAUAAGAAAUGUAUGGCAGACAGUAAGGAGAAUUACUAAUAGAUCUGGGAGUGAAAGGGUUAAGGCAGCCUAAAAUCCCUUUCGGGUGUAAGACUGUCAGUUGGUUCUGUUAUAUUUCUUUGUAUGUAGAGAACUGUCGAUUAAAGACCUUGAAAGCAGUCUCCAACAAAAGAAGGAUGAUAUUGCAAGAUUUGAAGAAGAAAGGACGGACCUCAUUGCAAAGGUAUAUUACAGAUAAAGUCAGCACUUGACCGGUAGAUUAUCCCUGUUUCCAUAACAAAAACUACUGGGAGUUUUUUUGCUCCAGGGCAGUUUUCAAUUGCGUUCCAAAAGUAAUCCGGGAUUGCAUUCAGUUGGUUUUCCUUUACUUCGCUUGGUGAUUGGUCCAGAAAACUCGCGCCUCUCUCUCUCAGUCAAUCAUAUGCAAAAUAAAAACCAAUCACGUCUUGGUUGCCUGCGUUUUUUCCGUUGGUUUUACUUUGAGUUCUCAUUGGUUAUUAACGGUAUUUUCCGUUCUUCCGAUUGGCUAUUGUGAUAACUUUAGUAUCAUUAACUUUCAGAUUGAAGCUGGCGGUGGAGCUGAAACAGUGAUAGAACAACUCAAACAAGAAAAGGUACAUUCUGUACACGUACAUUGGUAUCAUUUCCAUGAUUGUUAGUGUUAUUGGAAGUUGCAGCUAGUUUCAAUAACUUUUAAAUUACUAGUUUCGUUAAUUGCACAUUUUUUUUAACUUGUAAAUUAUCGACUUCGUCACGUUGUGUUGAUUACAACUGAUAUCUUAGAACAGGAUAAGAGAGAUGGAAUUUUUAAAGCUUUGUCGUUGAGAAGAUAAAGCUGUGCUAAGUCCAUCUGCUUUCAUCUAAUUUGAUUAUGUAAUGGUACUAUGGACCUUAAAGACCCAGUUUUGACCAAUAUGCAUUGAGUGCGGUGUUGGCUAUCGGCGGCCAUUAACUUGAUAUUGAUAAUUCCAUAAGCUUCGGGAAAACAAUACAAGCCUCGCUCUCGUGAAAACCAUGACAAAAAACAGACGCACGCAAGGCGUACUGGCAAAUACUGGGUCUUUACCAUGAGUCUCCUCUAGCUUAGUGGUACUGAGAGUGUCUGAAGAACCAAUCAGAAGGUCGAAAGUUCCACUCCUAUUAGGAGCACUGGGAGUUCCUUUCCUCUGAGGAUGCCUGCGUCAUUCACUGACUUACAUCACCGUUCACUUAUAUUCUAGUUGUUUACCACAAUUUUGAAACCGCUGAUCACUGUAGUGUACAGUUUGAUUGUUAUAUACGAAAUCUCACCUGUGGCAUUGCUCACUAUCAAGUUAUUUUUGGGUUAGUGGUAGGGCAUUAGAGUGCAGUGCAAAAUUCAUGAGAUCUGGCGUUUGAUUUCCUUUAGGAAACGCAUUUUUUUCUUAAAUUUCACGCGCGUUACAAAAUAAAUCGCCGGCAUGUCUUCCUUGAUAGAAAUUCUCAGAAUAAACAACAGGAAAAUGUCCUUUGCUAAUGGGAAAACUGAUUCAGGAAUAACAUUUCAACCCGUAGGAAAGUUAUCAGACCCGGCUUCAGCAGCUGGAAGCUACGCUUCAAACUCAAACACAAGAACAUUCGAAGAAGAUUGAGGAGAUGCAUAAGCAACAGAAAAAGGUUGAGUAGGCAUUCCAGAAGAUUAUUGUAGUAAUAAGUGUUUACUUGAUGUAUUCGUGUCCGUCGUUUAUAAUCGUACAGGUUGAGGAAGAGCUAGCGAAAGAAAAAGACAACACUGCAAAGCUUGAGAAUACAGUGACAGAACUUACAUCACAGUGUACGAUUUCGUUACAACAAACGGAGGAGUUCAGAAAAGAAGUGAAAGAGAAAGUGAGUGUGAUACACUGUUUGAUAGUAAAAUGGCAGAAUGACUGGUUUCAUGGAAAGUUAACUGGUCACGUUAGGUGUCCACUUUUUAAUACAAGACAGCAGCAAAGGCCUUACUUGUUAUCAAAAGAUGUUGUUAGAGCAUGUUUACGACCGAGACUAGAGUGUCUCUGUCGAUGUAGACAACCUUAGAAGAUUGCGUCAUGGUUGGUGUCUUCUGUGGUGCUAGUAUCUUUGCAAAAAAAAUUAAGGUCAUUAUCCUUUGUUUCACGAUGUAGUCACUUUCGAUGUGGAUCGCAACGUUUAGACUGCUUAAUUUUGGAAGUCAUCAUUUGUCGAGGAGGUCGACAAAUUACGCUUUUCCUUUUGAAGCAUAUUACCGUUCUUCGAUGGGAUCGGCGCAUAUAGUGCAGUUUGCAACCGAAACUUUGCGAAUGACAUCGGAGGUGACAACAUCUCGAAAAAAACGAUGUGAGCCCAACCAUUUUUGUAUUCUGUUCAGAGUGAAAGCCUCGUGGCUCUCGAAGCCGCCAAGGCCGCUGAAAAGUCUGUCUUGGAUGAACAAGUAAGAUCCUCUCAGGAGACUUUGCAGGAGAAGCUUAAGGAACUGAGUGCUCUUCAACAGCAGAAUGUUAAGGUAGAAUGAAUCGAAAACAUAGGAUGCGCUGACUUUUGAGCAAUGACAGAAUUUGCGACGGCCUAACGAUUAGCGCGCUGUUCUCUGGGUCGAGAGGUCUGGGUACGAGACCUGGUCGGGUCUUUUUGAUGUGAUGUCGGGCUGGAUACUUUUAUCUAUUGUGCCUCUCUCGGCCCAGGCCCCGUUUGUUCGAAGGGUGGAUAAGGCUAUCCAUUGGAUCACUCUCCUUAAGGUGGAAAGCGCUGCACGAUUUUGUUAACCCUUAUCCGCUGGAUAGCGUUAUCCACUCUUUGAGCAACUGAACUCUGGAGGAGUACACAUGGGUACCGGCAAACUGUCAUAGAAAUCUGGGGGGAGGGGUGGGUGGUAACUUAGAAUAGACUGCUAUCCUAUCCAUGGACAGCAACAAUAUUUCAAGUCGCUUCGUGGUUGAAAAGCUGGGAUUAGCUCUGGCUGGAUGGGCCAAAGAGUACAACUGUUUUUGAAGUGAAAUAUUUGCAUUGUGUCUAUGAUGUGGUGCAGUCUACCUCUCAUAGAUUGUCACUCCCUCACCCAGUGUAAAAAGUGUAGAUAUUGUUAGUAUUGUAUAGCAUGUAGAGUAAGCUAAUUAAUUUUAAAAAUCGUAAUGUAAGUAGUGUUAGUACCACAUAAUUUGUAGUGUAAGAUAAUUUUAAAAAAAAGCCUUUUGUAAGUAGUCGACCUUUAACGUGAGUAUCGAUAAGUAUAAAUGACAAGAGGGUAGUACUGUAAGUAACGUAAGCAUUGUUAGUAUCGUAAUUACUGUAAGUGAUAAGAUUACUGAUAGUGUUAGUACAGUACUGGCGUAUGAAAGUUAAAUGUUGAUAAAGACAUUUGUUUGUUUGAAAAAACCUUUUUGAGUGGUUCAUAUUUUGACUCUGGCUCGAAAAGCGUGGCUUAAACCCAUGAGUAAGGUCAUUGUGUUGCAUUCUUGCGCAAGACAUUGGCGCAGUUGUAAAGCAGUUUAUUUAUACAAGUUAUUCUGAGCAUUCAUUUGUAAACUGUCAGUAAUUCUGCUGGUAUCACUGGUAACAACUGAUUCUCAUCUAUUUUUGAAAGUUGAAAGAAGAUUAUGACAGCAUAAGGGAAAGCCACACAAAACUUGAAAUCCAAGUGAAGACCUCAGAAAUGGAACUGGAAAAUCAUGCAAAAAGGGCAGCACAGCUUGAAGCUGAAGUGAAAGGAAAGGUAUUGAAUUAUCUUAUUAUUUGUUCAUUUGUUUGCGAUAUUUAAACAGGCUGGCUCAGUUCAGCUAUAAAGCUGGUUGAAAUUGGGGCCGUUGUAAACAAUAACAAGGUCAGACCACAACACCGGGAGCUACGUUCUCUCCGUUUUGCAACAAGUGCGUGGGUUUGUAAACGUUCCAUUCUAACCAGUACAGUGAAGAUGCAGGAGACGGGCCCUAUCAUUUAUCGUCCUUAUCCUAGAGGACUAGAAAGUCCCACCUUUAGCAGGUGUCAUAGCAAAGGCAGCGUAUUGUCUCCAGUUAUUUUAAGACCCAAGGGUUUGGUCCGGUCUGGGGCUUGAACCCUCCCGCACGACAGUACGGCGCUCUGUACGUGAGCUAACCAAACGUGCUAAGUAAGAUAAGUAAAACUCCGGUCUGAGAGGUCUCAUUUUUACCUAUGAGUACGGAAAGCUGAAUGGUGCAAAUGUUUAAGGAAGGAAUGUAAGUUCUCAGCCGCAUUUCAGCCACGGGAAUCAGAGGCUUGUGAACAGGCCCUCGCUGCAGGACGCUCGUCCCUUCACCCGAGUUGGGAACAGUUUUGUCGGAGGUCUAGCUCUGGUAGGAAUGAGUGUUAGACUCUUUUGAGACCUCUCACGGCUCGCGUUGCUAAAGGUGUCAUACUUUCCCGCGGGCAAAGACGCAAUCGUGCCGAAGCACUUAAAAUAUGGGCCUGCUUGCUGGCUUGGGAAUUAGUGGAUAUGUCUGGUGAUUUUUUUAUUUUUUUUUCUGUAGGUUGAGGUAAUGACAUUGCUACAACAAGAGAAAGCGUCAGAGAAAAGUUCCUUGGAAAAACAAAUUGAUGACGCGCAGCAGUCCUUAAGCAAAAAGGAAAAAGAAAUUUUGGUUUUAAGAGGAGAACUGCAACAGGUAAUUGGCUUGAUCUAACACUUCUAAAUUUAAAAGAAAAAAUGUUAAAAGUUGUGCGUCAUGAAACAGACUUAAAUUGUCAGACUCCAUUCGCCAUGUUCUGAAAUAAAUAACCAUUUUUUUUAAUUUUUAAGUAUAAGGAAAAAUCUGCAGAGAGCAUCAAAUCUUUGGAGAAUGAAAAGGAACAACUGUCAUUGAAUUUGACAUCUACCAAGACUUUACUGGAAGAAAAGGUUUGUGCUACGAUAAAUCACAACAAUUCUAAAAUGCAGAAGUCUCCACCGUUAACCAUUUGACCGCGAAGAGUGACUAGCAUCUAAUUUCUCCUUACAAUAUCACCUCUGAAUCACACAUUAAGGUCAUGAGAAUAAAGGAAAUGAUCACCAACUAAAGAAGCUCUGGAUUGUUAAACAAAUUCUCCUCGUCAGCUCUUAAGGAAGUGUACGAAUCACAGUAUGGAGAAUAUGCAUACUGAUGUAAGGGUAUAACGGGUAAAAGUAUUUUAUUAUGACACUGCACUGACUGUAGUGUGUAGGAACGAGGGGAAUGAAAUAUGAUGACGUGUUCUUAGCAACAGCUGGGUGUGAAUAGAUGUUCCUCUGACUUUUUCUUCACUCUUUUCCAUCCAUAACCCUUUCACCAUAACAUCAAUAUGCAUAUUCUCCAUACUGUUCUGCGUGCAUUUUGUAAGUUGCUGAAAUAAUUUGUUACAGCAAUACAGUGCUUCUUUAGUUGAUGAUCAUGACCGUUAUUCUCGUAACCUGAAUGUUUGCUUCAGGAGGGAUAUUGUGGGGAGAAAUUAGAUGCUCGUCACUCUCCAGGGCCGUGUAUAAUUUCAAGCAGUGUUUGGGUUUGAAAUAGCGUGUCGACGCCAGGAAAAUGGCAUGUAGUAUUUAAAGCAGGUUGUAGUUUCUUUCGCACAUUUUACUGAGGACUUUUUUCUUUUCUUUUUUUUUCUUUGACCAGGAAAAACUUAUCUCCAAUUUGGGAUCUGAACAGCAGGAUGCAAGAAAGGAAAUUAUUUCGUUAAAAGAGCAGUUAGCGUCUACUUCACAAGUAAGUUUAGGCGAAAGCAGUUCUUUGUUCUGUUACCCUCACAUUUCAUUUUUGUUCUCAAAAAUUAGGUUCUACCUACAGCUUGAUUUAAAGAACUUACUUAGAGCAGUUUUCAAUUGGGUGUCGAAAAGCAAAACCAAAGUGAUCUCAGUAACCAAUCGCUCUGUCGAAAUGGAACAUCUUUUCUAUGUCAAUGCAUUGUGUUCUGCAGAAACGAUUUACUUUAUUGAUUGUUGCUUUCGUUACGUUUCACAGUCCCUUAAGGAGAAGACUGAUCAGAUGGAAAGUGCGAAUAAACAAUACGUGCAAGAAAAGGUCAGCUUAAAUAUGUUUUAUAGUAUUUUUGCUCCGCUCCUAACAUGCGACUUCGUGGCUCAAUUGGUGGUAGCACCCUACUAGUAUUAGGGAGGGGGGACGGGAUGGAUUGAUCGCCGACAAAACCUGAAUUUUUCCAGAUUUCUUAAUAAAUGUAAUGACUUUAUUGGAAGUAAACUUGAAAGGAUCAAUUCGGCAAUUUUCUUGGGGGGGGGGGAAGAAUAAGUUUUCUAUGAAGGUAUUCUUCAAUAAGAAACAAAUGUUCUGUUUUUAAAUCAUAAGUUUGCGCCUUUUUUGCGGCAAUAUACCAAGGUAAGGAAAGCUAACUGUUACCACCAAUAAAAUGAAACCUCUCAAUGUGUCUGCUGGCUGUGUGUUUUUUUUUGUUGAUAGCAAACUUUAGAGGCUAAACUGUCAGAAUUGGAUGCGUCCAACAAGAACCAAGUUUCAGAGUUGAUGGGAACGCUAAAGAAUGUCAAGGAGAAGUUAAAAGAAAAAGAGGUAUUAGGAUAACUUAUAUGAAAUGAAACACAAACCUAAAGACGCUUGUAGCGCUUAUCGUUAAAGUUUCCUAUCGCAUUACCCUUUUUUCGCAUAAAUGACAUUCGAAACUAACCGUAACUUUUUCUUUUAAAAUUUGUAAAUGGGUUCAAUUAACCCUUUACACCGUAAAAUCAGAAUGCAUAUUCUCCAUACUGUUCUCUAUACAUUUCCUAAGGUGCUGACAAGGAGAAUUUGUUUACCGAUCAAAAGUUUCUUUAGUUGGUGACCAUCUCCUUUAUUCUCAUGACCUUAAAGUUUGCUUCAGGAGUGAUAUUGUUGGGAGAAAUUAGAUGCUAGUCACUCUUAGGGUUUAAAGGGUUAAAGUAAAGUGGAAAACCUCUAAAGCUUGUUUAGCAUCGCUUUUUGAUUCCACCCAUCGACACCCAUGUGUGAGCCCCCUCCACACACCCCUCCUUCAAAUUAGCCAUAGCAACAAGACCACCCCCUCCCUUCCCCGUGUUGACCCGACCAGAACUUGCUUCUUGUGACACAAGAAGCAAAUAUCCAUGACUUGCAUCAUGGAAACUGAGGUUUAGUACCCAUAAUUCAUUGCUCCUUUGAAUACUUUUCGCAAAAUUUCGAAACGGUAGGGUCCGUUAGUGACCAGCCAUUAUUUAUCACCUGGGGGUGGGGAGAGGGGGGUCGGAGGAUUUUCGAGGGGAUCACUUGGUUUUCAGGGGAACCGGAGGGGGAUCAGUCGUUGCUAACAUAUCGUUCAGUCUUAGGUUCGACCACUUUUUUUUAUUUAAUGUAAUUUUGUUUUACAACUCUCUGUGUGAUUAGUAGUGUUACUAGGUUUAUUUUGGUUACCCUUUCCGUGGGGUAUAGUGCUGCUGCAUUAGAUGAGGAAUACGUUUCCACAUAUUUUUGACCACUUCUAAAGAGUGGUUUUUUAGUGGUUUUUCGUAUCUGGCGUAGCACAGCCUAUUUUUGUAUAACCCUUCAGUUUCAGUGAGUACUUGCAGUACAUUGCAGAUUGUAGUAGGAUGUGUAGACUACAAGACUGGCUGACUCAUCCUAAAUAAACUCUCACAUUGAAUAUCUCGCCUGCGUGUAGACAGAAUCCUCAUACCUCGGCAUCGGGGUAACCAUCGCCAAGCGUAAUUGUGUAUUCGUUUUUUCAGGAAAUGUGCAACAAGCAAGUCGAAGAAUGUCAACAGCUUCAGUCAAAGGUUGGCCCUAUGUCAUCAUGAACCAGCUUUAUCUAAAGUUCAACGUGCAAAUUUCCCUUAAUUGCUUCUUUUGAUGUUAGUGGUGAGAACUCAGAGCUCUAUCGAGAAAAGUAAUCUUGCACUAAUGGUGGUCGAUUUUUUUUCCGCUAAAAGUGUAUGGCAUACUAUCUUUAACAAAUAGAAAUCAUCCAAUUUUUUUUUUGGAAGAGAGGAAAAGGAGCAUGUGUGUUUCCAAUCUUAUACUGAUUAAAUUUCACUGAUAAUGGGUUAAAAUAACUUCCUGAGGACUUUGCUUUUUAUUGUUACAAUAGAAUAUUCUGAAGAGGUUUGUGUAGAAAAUAUGACUCAAUUCUUAUUACUUUCUUUAUCAGAUUCAACAAGUUGAGCAGGAAAAAUCUUCUGUCCAGGAAGCCAUGACAGAACUUGGGAAGGUUGGUUUGUUUUGCCUCAACCACCCUCUCAACUCCUAGAAGUGAUAAACAUACAACUUCUCCCUAUAAUAUCCACACAUUAUCCAGCAAAAACGUAAGGAGAAUACUUAAACAUAUCAAGUAGAGGUUGUUAUCUUGAUCUAAAGCUUCAUUCUCGUAACUAAUGAACAAGGAAAUGUGUAGCAGCUAGAGGGGAGAAUUAACAAUCAGAUCUUGGGAGUUGAAGGGUUAAUUAAGUUGUUUUUUUGUUUUUGUUUUUUUUUCCAUUUUGUUUCCUCUUCGAAUUAACUGUUAUGUUAUUUUCGUUUUGCAUCAGACUCAUCACGAACGGAUUAUAGUUCUAGAGAGUGAGUUUAGUGCCAAGGAAUCAAAACUACAUGAGCAGGUAAAAAUUACAUGAAUGUAUAAUUUGUCAUUUAAUCUUAAAACAUCCAUUCUAAAACAUUCGCGAUUACCACGUAUUUCAUGGAUGAGAAUUGGGUGUAAGUAGUUUUAAGCAAUAGAAAUUCAUAGUCUGAGACAAAUUUUUUUUUGGUGUGGAAAAGAUUGCUGAAAAAGAAAAAAUUGCCGGUGAACUGCAGAAAUCUCUUGAGCAAAAGGAAGAACGAAUGAACGGAAUGCAAAGGAAGAUCGAGGUAUGUAAUUAGUGGAGACAUUUAAAUCAGUCACAGGAGGGGAUCAGAGUGGAUGGAUAAACGUAUGAAGCUGUGAAAACUAAAGGGGAUUCCCUGGAAGGACCCAAGCGCGAAAAAACUUGUUUAACCAAGAUGUCUUUUGAAUUUAUUUCGCAUCUGAUUGGUCGACAUUGUGGCGAAGGGCGUAUUUUGGCCAAUUAGAACAAAGAGAAAUGCAAGAAAACGGCAUUGGCCACAUUUCAUAGGUUUAAAUUUUGCAGCUAAUUGUUUGAGAGAAAUGCACGGAAGUUUCCACUAAGGAGUGGAGAGGCUGAAGCAUAAAAUAUUAAAAGGGGAUACUUAAUUUCUGCGAUGGCAACUAUUGAAAUAUUUUUUGUUAAGUUUUUUUCCUGACGUAUACUCUUUAAAUCACCUAUUGUAGGUUCUUGAGGAGGAGCUGAAAAAAGAAUGUGAAAGCUGCAAGAACUAUGAAGCUCAGCUAUGUAAACUGCAAAUUUCCUCCAAGGUAAACGGUCAUGAACAACCCUUUACUUUGUAAUGACAGACAUGAGUUUACUAAUUGGUGAAUUAGCAUGGCUUUAAAACUCUUUGAUAUUUUCUCUGAUAUCAGAGCUGGGUCAAAAAGUCAAGCGUUUAGCAAGGACUAGAGCAGCCCCCUCCCUCCCCUCUUUCUUAAGAAAUUGUUAUUACCCCUCCCCCCAUCCCCCUUAAGUGGAAACUUAGCAUAGGCAGGGAUAACAUGACGGAAAAAUUGCCUUAUAGCCCGCUAAUUACAAAAUUGCUUGUUUUUUUUCAGGAGGCACAAGAAAAAAUAGUUUGGCUUGAGAAGGAACAAGAAGACGCGCGAAGUGACAUAAAGGUAAUCUUUUACUCCCCCAACCCUCUCCUUAAUUUUUUACUGCCGUUCAACGCCUUGGUAACAAAUUUCUUUCUCUCCCCAGCCUUCCGCUGCCAUGAAAACCAACGAUGGCGGUCACAAUUUUCGCUAAGAAAAUACUGAGCACUCGCUCCCCAAAAUUACUCCUGUUCUGCAGGCUAGUUUUGAAAGUCAGACAUAAAUGUUGUCUUGUGUUAGCUAGAUGGGUUUUUAGACUUUGGGAAAUAGUUAUCAUGGAAACACAAGGCUCACUUAGUUCACGCAGGUCUCAAAUAUUAAAUACCCCAUCCAGUGAGAAUUGGUGUAGAACCAAAGUGAAGGUUUUUUAUUGGAAAUGAUACAGUGUAUAAAGCAGCUUCCGGGAACUUACGAAAUUCGAUAGGAAUUUCAUUUUGUCAUAAAGUGUGUCACUUCUUCAAUCGUGUCAGAAACUGAAAUCUCUCUAGGACAUUCACUUCUAAUUAUUACCGAAAAAUUUUUAAUGAAGUUUACCUUGCAUAUCUUGUAUAUCUGUAUUCUUAAAACUUGACGGGUCGCGUAUUUCUCUUUGUCAGGACCUUCAGAACCAAGUCACAGCUGGAGAUGAAGAACUGGGACAAUUCAAGAGACAGGCGGAGGAAAUUGAGAGUAAUUUGAGACAGACUGUAGAACAACUCAAUGAAGUAAGUUUUCAUCCAAUGGUUUUAGAGCAAUUUUUUAUAAGUGUCCAAACUAAUCCUAAAACCCUUUUGCGCUUUGUGAUUGGUCUAGAAAUCUGACAACAUUCUCUCAACCAAUCGGAUGCAAAGUUAAAACAAAUAGCGACUCGGUCACCCGCGUUUUCCCGCCUUUCAGUUAGUUUUGCCGUCUGCGUUUUCCUGCGGUUGACACAGUGUGCUUGUACUCCGAGUUCUUAUUUGGAUGGGCUGUGAUUUGGUUUUACGACACUCAUGUUAUUACAAAUUCUAUUACUAGACGACAUAACUUCCUUAUAAUAGCACUAUUCAGGCCGUGAUGCAAGGUUGGUGAUACGAAUUCUCAAUUACCCAGGAGUAUCGAAAAAAAAAGUCUUGCGGUGAAUUUGUUAGAAUCACUUAAAACGUUCUCUCGCAUUUGUGGAAGAUUGUUGCGUUGCUUUUCUCUCCAGUCUUUUAAAUAAUUUUAUUUUAUUCUUUGCUUUUGCUCUUGUCAGGCUAAGAACGCCCUAGAAACUCAAGUGUUACAUCUGGACGGCGACCUAAUAGCUUCAAGACAACUGACACAGAAGACCAAAGAGGAAAGAGUAUGUAUUUUGAACUGUAAUAUACUGCUGUGCGAGUUUAUGUGAAAAUUUUGCUAUUUAUUUACGGUUUGGAGUUAAUGUACCAGUGAUAAUAUGACAUUUGGACCCAUUAUUUUGUAGGAUUCCUUUGAGCAAGAAUUAGAAAGUCAGAGAGAUGCUCUCAAUGAAUUGAGGUAACAGCGACUACACCGCGUUUGUUUAACAUCUAGAUGUAAUAGUAUCGCUAUUUUCAUUUUAAGCGAAUUUUAAUAGAGCAUCUAGACCUAAGUUAUUACGUCAUCACGACAGCCAAUUGGAACAAAGAUAAAUUUCACAAGGAGCCUAUAAGAACUAACUGAAAACGAGGGUGACCAGUUCGCGAUUGGGUUUAAGUUUUGUAUCAGAUUGCCUGAGAGAAUAGCGUAAGUUUUCUAGACCAAUCAGAGAGUAAUAUGAAGAAAACCAAUGAGAUACCAGAUAACUUUCGACACUAAACAAGGGGCUGCCCACGGCUACUUUUUUUACUGCCGGUAGUACCGUGUUGAAGACCCUCUGAAACUUCUGAUUAUAUGUUUUCUCUAGAACUUCCUCACAAACAAAAAUAGCAGAAUUGGAGAAGAACGUUGCAGCUGAACAAGACGCAAAGGAGAAGGUAAAACAGUACAAUUACCCAUUCAUGGCACGUGUAAUUUCAUAAACUCCUUGCCUAGGAAAUUAAAAAAUUUUUUUUGUUAUUUUGAAAGAAUGGCAUGUUGUGAUUUUCAGGCACUGCAAGAGGCUCAGGAAAAGCAACAACUCUUAAUUAAACAGAAACUAGAUCUCGAAAAUAAGCUGGCUAACUCAGAAAAAGACUUACAAAAGGUAACGAGGUGAAGUUAUUUGACUCUGAGUUUGUUUUGUUUUUUUACUUUCGUGCCCGUUUCAAUACCUACCUGAUAUUCGUAGUAGGGAGAAUUUGAAUUGUUAAGUUGUUCACUCGUUUAUCCGUGAUGUGCUCUUUAAAUAAUUUAUGUUGAUGACUAUGUAUUCCCUACAGUACAGGUUGGGGAAAUUUGACGUUUAAGCUCCUAACUGGAGAAUUUCAGGAGAAUAUGAUGUUCUAUCAACACUUACAGUCCUGGCCCUGGUUGUUCAAAGGUUGGAUAACGCUAUCCACUGGAUAAAACCCUAUCCAGUUGAUAAUGCUAUACGUUUUGCUAUCACUUAUCUGCCGGAUAGCGAUUUAUCUGUUGGAUAGCGUUAUCCGCCUUUUAUACAACUGGGCCAAGCUUUAAACGCAAAACUCUUUUAGCCGGUCUGCAUACGAAUUAAUUUCUCUAACAAAGAGUACAAUUUUUGCUUUUGAGUAGCGCCAUUCUAAAGAGUUUACUUAUGUUACGCAAACAGAUUAAGGGCAACCUUCCUGACCGAAUUUUGACCGAAAUUCUUCUACUGUUUCCAGGCAAUUGAAGAACAUGAAGAAACUAAAGAAGUCUCGAAACGAGUUCAGUUGUUAUUGAAAGAGGAGACAGCCGCAGUUCAGACUAAGCUGGUGAGAUGUUUUUCCCUUUUCUCCUUUUUUGGUAUAUUCUUUUCCUACUGCUUAAAGAAGGUGUAGAAUAGAUUAUAUCGAAAAAGAGAUCUUUACUUGUCAUUUUAAGCUUCUAUCGUAAGUCAAGUACUUCAUACUCUAAAUGUGUAUUACGGGUAACCCUGGUAGCAGUUUUUUAGACGAUAUUAAUCCACACUCCUCCCCUCCCCUCCCCUCCCCUCCCCUUCCCCCUUCCCCCUCCCCCCUUUUUAUCGUUGACAGCAAAUGCAGUAAACCAGGAGGUCAAAAUUAACAUGCGUCUGUUCUUUUUCAUUUGUCUGUUUUUUGGUUGUUUUCUAAUUUCUUAUUUGUUUCUUUCGUCUCUCGCUUUUUGUUCUUUCCUGCGUUUUGUCAUUUUUCUAUUUUCCAUUUCCGUAUUCUGUCUCCAGGCAAACGAAACACAAGAACUCGAAGAACUUAAAAAGUCCAAAGAACAGAUGGAAACGAGGCUCAACAUUCAGAUAUCCUCUCUGAACGAAAACUUAGCGGCUGCGAGGACUGAGGCCGAGAAAUUCCAACAGGAGACGAGAGAGGCUGGGAAGAAACUUGCAGAUGCUGAAACACGAAAUGAUGAUUUACAGGGAGAAAUAGCUGGUAAAGUCUUCUGUGUUAAAAAGUAUUACUUGGGGUCUCCUUACUAGAAAGUUGUGACAUAUUUGAGGAUGAACCAUUUUUUCUGAUUUGUUCUUAUUAAUUAGUUUUGGAAGCAACUGUCCAAAAUAACUUGGAUGAAAGAAGAAAAUUACUUGAGAGGUAUGUAAAGCAGUGUUAAAUAGAUACUCCUUGUCAGCACCCUAGGAAAUGUAUAGAGAACAGUAUGGAGAAUAUCCAUUUUGAUGUGAGUGUGUAAAAAAGUGGGGCAAAAGUCAAAAGAAAGUCUAUUGAGUAGGGAACAGAGGGAUAAGCAGUACACAUCUUGCACCUACCCCUCCCCUAACCCAACAUUAACCCUAACUUGUUAUCAAUUGACUGUUGUUGGGUUAGGGGAGGGGUAGGUGGGCAGUUGCCCAGAUACUGAUAUUGAUCCCUCAUCUUCAACUCGACUGAUUGUUUUUCUUUAAGUGUGUGGCUGGUAAUUGUUAAACAAGUUCUCCUUGUCAGCUCUUUAGAAAUGAAGAAAUGUAAAAUGGUUUUAUGGCCAAUCAGAGCGCGCGUACUAUUUGAACUAUUUUAUAAAUAUAUAUACAGAACAGUUAAGAAAAUAUGUAUACUGAUGUAAGGAUAUAAAGGGUGAACAGAAUGCAUUGUCAACUCAACUCAUCGUUCUUCUUUAGGUGUGUAGCUGGUGAUGAGGCGAUAGAAAAGCAGAAAAAGGAAAUUUCUGAGCUGAACAGAAAAGUUGAAAAUGCGCAGGCAGCCAUGAUGGAAUUGACACAAGAGAAUCAGUCGCUACAGGUACACGGGGAAAGGAAGAGUAUUCAGUUGUAAUGCAUUUGAUUUAUGGCGUAGAAAAUUUAGAAUUAGUUUCUUUGACCGGGUAAGCCUGCAUUGCUGGCGUCUUAUUUAGUGCGAGUUAACGUCACACGCGCGCGAUCGUUUAUCCGACCGGUCAUAUUUGAUUUAGAGUAUGAGUGAACGGUGGGGGGAGGGGGUGGGGAAAGGCUCUCGCACCUUUGAUUUUCACCAUAAAAAUACUGAGCACUUUCUCGCUAAAAUGAUGCCUAUUCUGCAGGCUUUGACCAGGUCGGUAGUGGUUUUGCUCAUCAGUGAUCGAUUGACAAAUUCCUUCCGUUUUCAUGAUUGGUCACAAAGAUAGUAAAUCAAAUGACAGAGUAGCUUUGCGUGAAUUGUAUGAUUUCAAAUGAGUUAAUUAUAUUUACUUAUUUAUGUCCUCAGAUAACAACAAAUCAAAAGAACGCGAGACGGUGGGAAAGUGAUAAUGAUGUUGCGGCCUGUAAUGGCUGUGACAAACAGUUCUCCUUAAAAAUUAGAAAGGUUGGUUCUCCUGUGCCCCUUCAUUUCCCUUGAUGUGUUUCACAUGUUUCACGUUCUUUAAGAAUGUCUCUCUUUUUCGACUUAAAAUAGCCACUGUACCUAUACUAUGGAGGCAGACAUUUUCUUUUGGUUCUUUUGCUUUACUUGAAAUUGGCUACGAAGCAUAAGAUGUCAAUAAUUAGUGACCGUGAACAAUUCGUAAAUCCGUUAAACCCUAAGAGUGAUCAGAAUAUAAUUUCUCCUUACUGUAAUCCUGCUGAAUCAUUCAUUAAGAUCGUGAGAAUAAAGGAAAUGAUCGCCAACCUAAGAAGCUUUUAUUGUUAAAAGAAUUCUCCUGUCAGUACUAAAGAUAAUGUAUAGAGAAGAGUAUGGAGAAUAUGGAUUUUGAGGUUAGGGUGUAAAGGGUUUUAAAAAAAAUAAAGUUUGCGUCUCACAAGGGCCUGUUAUCACAUCCUCUUAGCCUCGAUACAAUCCCGCCUCUCUUUCUCUUAAUUCAUUUUGCAUUUCUCCUUCACGAUUCUCAAUUAUACACUUUUUUUUCAGCACCACUGUAGAAAUUGCGGGUGAGUUGACUUCAUUUUCCGUAUUUUCAGGGGAUUUCAAACGUUACACUUUCUAUAUUGGUUGUUUUCGUUGUUUAGAUUAAACCUUAAAACAUGUAAGAGUGACUAGCAUCUAAUUUCUCCUCACAAUAUCACCCCUGGAUCAAGCAUUAAGGUCAUGAGAAUAUAGGAAAUGAUCACCAACUAAAGAGCCUUUUGAUUAUUAAACACAUUCUCCUUGUCAGCACAUUAGUAAAUGUAUAAAGAACAGUAUGAAGAAUGUGUAUACUGAUGUUAGGAUGUAAAAGGUCAAAAAGAGAACUAACAAACUUGUUAUUCUUGUUUUAUUUCCUUCAAAGAUUAAUUUACUGUAGUGACUGUACAGCAAAAAGUGCUCCACUGACGUCGAGCAAGAAGCCUGUAAGAGUGUGUGACAAAUGCUUCGAUGAAGUCACGUCAGGCACAGCUAAAGUAAGCUUGUUGAUUGCGUGACAUUUGAACAAUAGAAUGAACUUACACGACACCGAAAGGAAUACUUUUGAUUCACAAGUCGGGAAAAAGUCAGAAAAACAAAUGAAAUUAUUCAAAAUCGGGGAAAAGUCAGAGAAUUUUACUCUGGUACAGGGAAAAUUUACAUCUUUGAAAAAAGUCAGGGAAAAGUGAAAUUUCAAGGAAAUGUGAUGUCGUUCAUCUUGUCUUGGCUUUCUACAAGAUGAGAAGUAGAAAAACUUUCCUUUUAUGUGAUGUUGAUCUUACUCAUGUAUUCGUUACUUAUGGAUUCGUUAGUAAGAUUGUUCAGUUGGUAAGGGAAAGUUUUCGUUUGUCAGAGAAAACUCAGGAAAAUUCGGGGAAUUUCAAAAUCUUAUCACUGUAGUAACCAUAUGAUGGUAGGAAAUGAAGUUCAAUCUUAGGUCGAUAAGCAUCCGCUGGUUCGAAAAUGAGCCCACGCUUCCUACCCGCGCGAAGACUUGAGGCGAGGAACAGCAAAGGAAAACAGCUAUACACAAAAAUGAAUUUUUAAUAUAAGUAUGAUCAUGCCUUCAAAUCUAACUUGAAUUUUUUCACUUUUCAGUCUUAUUCUCUAGGUCCAAACCAAGGCUUCAGCUAAGAAGACUUCUCAAGAGUAGAUCUUAGUAGAAGAGAUAUAUUUUUUCGCCAAGAAAGGACGUCACAAUAUGUAUUUUGCAUAUCGGUGUAUUUUUACCAAGAGAUCAUAAAUGAUAGAAAUAGAGGUCAUUCACUUUUACUAUUGAGAACUUGGAUCAAUAUCAGUAUCUGGGCAACUGCCCACCUGCCCCUCCCCUAACCCAACAUUAACCCUAGCUUGUUAUCAAUUGACUGUUGUUGAGUUAGGAGAGGGGUAGGUGGGCAGUUGCCCAGAUACUGAUAUUGAUCCGAGAACUUUACCUAAAAGGAGGGAUGGAAAGUAUAAAAAAAUACAUUUUGCAUCGUAUAAGAAUUAAUGAAUGUAUUUCCUUAGUUAGGACGAAAAUGUGAAAGUGAAGAAGUUUUUAAACGACUUAAAUUGAUUAAUGACCAUUAGUCUUUGUGAAUAUCAAGAAAAUGUUUGAUAUAUAGGUGUUUUUUUUGUGGUGGUACUUAUAAUAAGAUAAAACUGAGAGGUAAGGAACUUAUUGAGCCCAAGUGAUAAGAUUUUCACUGCGAAAAGCUCAAAAAUGUUAGCAGCAUUUUUUUGUACAAUGUUUCCAAAUGUAUUGUCAAGGUCGCUUUUUAUGGUCUUCUAUGUUUCUUUUAAAGAACUCAGAAGUUACCUCCUGAUGGAUGCAAGAGUAGUGAAUUUGUAAUGUGA